AUGAGCUCCUUUUAUAAUCAUAACAUACAUAAUUAUAAAAACCAAGAAGGCAAUCCCAGUGAGGAAGGCAUCGUCCAAAUGACAGUGGCUUCUAGAGUAGGCCGCCAUACAAAAUGUGGCAAUACAAUUAUAAAGAUGCUGCUUCGCCUAAUCAUAGAAGCAAAAUUCCAUGUCAAGCAUGUUAUUGGUGACAGUACAAGAAAGGCAAGCCUGGGGAGCAAUCUUCAUGCUGAGUUUUGUAUCAACCCCAAUAUGAUAUGCUUUGCUGAUACUUCUGCGGGACACCAGUUUUCUCUGAAAUACAGGGACCUUAAAUGUGUAAAAGAGAGAUUCUAA
Phycomyces blakesleeanus NRRL 1555(-) is the source of this 336-nucleotide messenger RNA. RefSeq lists its product as hypothetical. The record is from RefSeq and is a predicted model, not a curated record. The coding region runs from base 1 to 336 and encodes 111 amino acids. The transcript has a single exon. Lineage: Eukaryota; Fungi; Mucoromycota; Mucoromycetes; Mucorales; Phycomycetaceae.